Molecule: messenger RNA, 834 nt
Organism: Ipomoea nil (Japanese morning glory)
Lineage: Eukaryota; Viridiplantae; Streptophyta; Magnoliopsida; Solanales; Convolvulaceae
Exons: 1
Coding region: 1-834 (277 amino acids)
Source: RefSeq, a predicted model, not a curated record
AUGUCGACGAAUUCAUCCGAGCGCACGGUGACCACCACCAUCGCCGCUGCCCACACCACCACAAAUUCCCUUAGCUCUGCUCAUCACUUUGUGUCGAUGAAGCUAACGAAUCGUAAUUUUUUGUUCUGGCGUGCUCAACUCCUACCAUUUCUCCGCGGGCAAGGGUUGCUCGGGUAUAUUGAUGGCACCCUACCCUGUCCGCCGGCCACCAUUACCGUUACGCAGCAGACCAGCGAGUCGGGCGCCACCACCUCCGGUCCAUCCGCCGUCCCUAACCCAGAAUACGAAAGGUGGUUGCAGCAGGAUGCUUCCAUUCUUUCCCUUCUUAUCUCGUCGCUGGUUGACGAGGUAAUGCCUCAUGCUCACGGCCGGAACACCACCAGGGAGGUCUGGGAAUCACUCACGGCGGCGCUAGCGUCUUCUUCAAGAGCACGGUGUUUGAACCUACUGGGCCAGAUUCAAACUCUCCGGCAAGGCAGUAGCACACCGGCAGAGUAUCUAGGCAAGGCGGGGGUGAUCGUGGAGGCCCUGUCGCUCGCCGGCCGCCCGCUCUCACUCGACGAGCAAACGUUAUAUGUUCUGCGGGGGCUCCGGCCGGAGUUCCGAGCAAUGGCGAGCGCUCUCACGGUCACAGGUACUCCCGUCUCCCUCUCUCAGUUAUCUGAUCUGCUACAGACUCAAGAAUUCAUCCAGGCAGAUGAGUUCUCUGCUUCGGAUCACUCUGCGACAGGCGGAGCACUGGCGGCCUUCUAUGCGGGGCGUGGCAGUAACAGUGGAGGACGCUCCGGCUAUGGUGGACGGCACUCCACGAACAACGGCAAUCAGAAUCACUGA